This is a messenger RNA of Rhinichthys klamathensis goyatoka, 1441 nucleotides long. RefSeq names its product mitogen-activated protein kinase 12a (gene mapk12a). The transcript is spliced from 12 exons. The record is from RefSeq and is a predicted model, not a curated record. Gene Ontology annotation, cellular component: cytoplasm; nucleus. The coding region runs from base 110 to 1201 and encodes 363 amino acids. Gene Ontology annotation, molecular function: ATP binding; MAP kinase activity. Lineage: Eukaryota; Metazoa; Chordata; Actinopteri; Cypriniformes; Leuciscidae. Gene Ontology annotation, biological process: protein phosphorylation; intracellular signal transduction.
CGCACAUUCUAAACGCGGACAGGUAGAUUGCUAUUAUACGUGUUCAGGUAAACCUGGAAAUCACAGCUGCGGUACUCAGGACAGCACAUUUAAAGCGGUAUUCACCAAUAUGUUAGCCCGAGCAAGACCUGGAUAUUAUCGCCAGGAGGUAAAUAAAACCGCUUGGGAAGUCCCGGAGAGAUACAAAGAUCUGAAACAGGUGGGGACGGGGGCAUAUGGUACAGUAUGCUAUGCGUUUGACCGGAGGACAGGGGCAAAGGUGGCCAUCAAGAAACUCCAUCGUCCCUUCCAAUCUGACCUGUUUGCCAAAAGAGCUUAUCGGGAACUCAGGCUGCUCAAACACAUGAAGCAUGAUAAUGUUAUUGGACUUGUGGAUGUUUUCACUGCAGACCUUUCUCUAGACAGAUUCCAUGACUUUUACUUGGUCAUGCCUUUUAUGGCUACUGAUCUUGGAAAGUUAAUGAAAACGCAGAGACUGUCAGAGGACAAGGUCCAGUAUCUGGUCUACCAGAUUUUGAAAGGACUCAAAUAUAUCCAUGCUGCUGGAAUCAUUCAUAGGGAUCUCAAACCAGGCAAUCUGGCAGUAAAUGAGGAGUGUGAGCUUAAGAUCCUGGAUUUUGGUCUAGCACGGCAAACAGACAGUGAAAUGACGGGCUAUGUUGUGACACGCUGGUACAGAGCGCCUGAGGUCAUUCUUAGCUGGAUGCAUUACACACAGACUGUGGACAUCUGGUCGGUCGGUUGCAUCAUGGCAGAGAUGCUGCUAGGGAAACCACUGUUCAAAGGAAAUGACCACUUGGAUCAGCUGAUGGAGAUCAUGAAGAUUACAGGGACGCCAACAAAAGAGUUCACAGCCAAACUACAGUCCGAAGAUGCUAGAAACUACAUAGCAAAGUUGCCAAAACUUAAAAAGAAAGAUCUUUGGGCAUUGUUACCAAAUGUUAACCCACAAGCGAUUAAUGUGUUAGACAGCAUGCUGCUCUUGGACCCUGAGAGUAGAAUAACAGCGGCAGAGGGACUGGCUCUUCCUUUCUUCUCGGAAUUUCGUGAACCAGAGGAGGAGACUGAGGCCCCACCGUAUGACCAUUCACUAGAUGAGGCUGAUCAGUCAGUGGAGCAAUGGAAACGACUCACCUUCACUGAAAUUCUGACCUUCCGUCCGGCACCAGUGGUGGAAGAAUCUAAAGAGACGGCUCUUUGAGAUUGCUUAUUUUUACAUCGUCAAGGCUUUACAUUUGUACCAUUUGUCCCAUACAGACUUUGAACAGUUUUUUACACAGUGAGUGUACUGUUUUAUUUUUCAGCCUUUUACCCAGUUGUGUGCUAGUGUUUUACACAGAUGAACUAGGCACAACUGAACCAUCAGUAGACCGGCACCAUCAUGCAAUUUAAUUGGGAGAUUUUAGCAUAAAUAUUUGCAAGUUUGUGAUUUAUAGCACCU